UUACACUCAGUAGUAUAUCUGCAUCGGCCAGAGUAGCACUGAAACAAGUUCCAAAAUGAAAAUCUUUACAUUUUUCUUUAUUGCUGCUUCAGUUUUCAUCUGUCUCCAGUCUGUUAAAGCCUUCGAUUUGUUUUCUACAAAAUCAAAUGUGAAAGAAGGUGAUGAUGAUUCUGUUCUCAAAUCUAAUGAUCCUCUAAAUCGCAACAGCAUUUACCGCAAUGGUGAAGCAAUCUACGCACGCUCUCAUCAGGAUCAUAAAGUUCAUAACAAUCUGCAAGAGGACACAUCCUCGGCUGUAGUGAAAGAUAAAAACGGUAAUGUACAGGAAUCAUCACAAACCUAUAUUACCAAUAGGAAUAUAGGUUUGUAAAUUAAUGUUCUUAAAAUUGUAAUUUUGCAAAUGUAUUUCAUAUGUCAAAAUUAAUUGUUAAAGAGUAUUUAUGGCAAAUAAAUAAAAUUAUUCACUUGUCAAUAGAAAAUAA
Calliphora vicina (urban bluebottle blowfly) is the source of this 482-nucleotide messenger RNA. RefSeq lists its product as uncharacterized. The record is from RefSeq and is a predicted model, not a curated record. Lineage: Eukaryota; Metazoa; Arthropoda; Insecta; Diptera; Calliphoridae. Bases 56 to 370 code for a protein of 104 amino acids. The transcript is spliced from 3 exons.